AUGGCGGAGAGUGUGGGGAGUGAAAAUGAGGCAGGAUACCUGUCGGGGAUCUUCCAGGAGAUGCUGAAUCCCAUUAAUAUGUUCCUCAUUGGAAUAAUUUCAUUUCUGGUGUACAAAAUCUUCCGGAAUACCACGCAAUCAAGUAGCUCCAAGAGCGCACCUGUGGAGCCAACCCUGCCGCGUCUCCGGCGAGACUUCACCGUGCAGGAGCUCCGGCAGUACGAUGGCAAUCAGCCGGACGGAAGGAUUCUCGUGGCAGUCAAUGGGAAUGUCUAUGACGUGACAAAGGGGAAGCGUUUCUACGGACCAGGUGGACCCUAUGCUGCAUUUGGUGGCCGGGAUGCUUCCAGAGGUCUGGCCACAUUCAGUGUCACAAGCAAUGACAAUAAUGAAUACGAUGACCUCAGCGAUUUGAAUACAAUGGAAAUGGAUUCUGUCCGCGAAUGGGAAAUGCAGUUUAAAGAAAGAUACAUUUUCGUUGGAAAAUUGCUUGCACCAGGUGAACAGCCAACCAACUAUUCCGACGAAGAUGAGGAUGCCCCAUCGGAUAAGGCGGCGGAAAAGCCGAAGGAGGAGUGACGGUCAGGGGUUGAGCAGCGCUGCCCACACCGGGACUUCCGUACGUGGGGGGGAUUCAUCGAUUGUCAUCGUUUCUGUGAAUUAUUCGGGUUCGAUUGAGGACCCCUUGCGUGGGUGGCAAGAGAAGAAGAAAAAAAUUUACUAAUUAAGUGUGUAACAGCUGGGAUCAGUUUUUUAAUUUAUAAUUUAGAGAAAGAACAAAAGAGAAAAAAAAACAAAGAGAGACUCUAGAAUGCGUGCAAAAUGCACUCGAAUUUGCUAACUAUAAAAAAAACUAAUUAAAAAAAAUAUAUAUAAAUGUUAUGAAAGGAGGUCCUGCGUGAAGAAAAAAAAACAAUGAAAAAUUGAUUCCCACAGUAAAUGUAAUAAUGUCCUUUUUUUCUCUUUGUGUCCCUCGCGAAGGUAAAUGAUAAAAAAAAAAACAUAAAACAUGGUAAUGUUAGACUUAUUUUCUUCUUUUUAAGGCAAAAAAAAUUGGAUGGGUAUGAGAGGAAAAUGAAUUUAAUAAAAAAAAAUUAUACAGUAUAUAUUUUAGGCUCAUUUUGUAAAAUAAUUUAGAGAUUUUUCUGGUUGAGGAUCCAUUUUUUUAAAAGAAUUUUUUUAAAGUAAUUUUUCCAUUGUGUCCUUUUUUGUCGAUUUGUGGUAGAUGAGGAGGAAACGUAUGGCAGCAGAUUUGUGCACAAUGUUUUGUAAGUGGAUUUGUAUUUUUCAAUUAAAAACUUUUUUGGUUGAAUAA
Lutzomyia longipalpis is the source of this 1315-nucleotide messenger RNA. RefSeq names its product membrane-associated progesterone receptor component 1 (gene MSBP). The record is from RefSeq and is a predicted model, not a curated record. Lineage: Eukaryota; Metazoa; Arthropoda; Insecta; Diptera; Psychodidae. Bases 1 to 579 code for a protein of 192 amino acids. Gene Ontology annotation, cellular component: endomembrane system; membrane. The transcript is spliced from 3 exons.